AUGAGUAUUCCAACAAAUACAAAGCCAAUAUUACCUGAAUGUUUUGGCUGUAAAUUAUCAAUAAAUGAUCCAUCAUUUCUCAGUGUUACACCUGGCAUUCAUUGGCAUGAUGAAUGUCUACGUUGUCGAAUUUGUAAACAGAAACUUGAUGAACGUACAACUUGUUUUAUGGAUCGAUAUGGUUUUCCAUAUUGUAAGCAUGAUUAUUCAAGAAGAUUUUAUUAUCAAUGUUUUGCUUGUCAAAAGCAUUUAUUACGUAAUGAUUUAAUUCAACGAGCAAAAUCUAAUGUUUAUCAUGUUGAUUGUUUCCGAUGCGAAGCAUGUCGAAAAUGUUUACAAGCUGGAGAUGAAUUUACACUAAGUGGUGAUAAUCGUAUUUUAUGUCGAAAUGAUUUUGAUUCUUUAACGAAUAAUAAUUCGAAUGAAACAUUAAAAGCACUCGACUGUCCAAAAUUAACAAUUAAUGAACUAGCAAAAGUAAAUCAAAAUAAUGAAACUCCUCUACGAACACACGCUUCAACGCCUAAAAAGAAAUCAUCAAGAAUAAGUACACACAAUAAAAUACAUGCAUCUAUUGACGAUAUGGAUUCAAACGAUGAACGACAUAAAUCAACCGAUGAUUCAUCGUCAUUGUCUCCGAAUGGUUCAUCAUCACAACAAUUAAAUUUAGGUACUAAUAGUAAUAAUCAUAAUAAUAAUAAUAGUGCCGAAAGACGGCCACGUCGAGAUAAACAACAACGUGUUCGAACUGUACUAACUGAAAAACAAUUACAUUUACUCAAAUCAUGUUAUGCUUAUAAUGCACGUCCGGAUGCUCUUCUAAAAGAACAACUAGCAGAAAUGACAGAAUUAAGUCCAAGAGUGAUUCGAGUUUGGUUUCAAAAUAAACGAUGUAAAGAUAAGAAAAAAACUGCUGCUCAACAAUCAAGAUUUCCUGGCGAUCCAAAACGUCAUCGUCUUGAUAUUCCACCAAUGCCACCGCUUGGUCCCAACGGUGAAUCAUUUCUUCUCGGACAUCCUAUGAAUGUUCUAUCACCAUGUAAUAGUCAAGGCGGUGGUCAAUCAACAGUAAAUGGUACUAAUAAUAUGUACGAAGGCGGACCGCUACAACCACUACAGCCAAUCGGCUCAGUAAAUACGAAUGGACCUUUUCUAAAUACACGCGAUGGAAUGAUGUAUUCAUUAUCGUCAUCUCCACCAUCGAAUAGUGAUGAUUCAUAUGUAAUGGGUCCACAUGGACCUCUACAAGCAAUGUCAUGCCCUAGUGAAUGGAUUGAACACCAUCCUCCACAAGGUAAUGACUAUCACGCAACAAUGCCAAUGUUUCAUCCGGUUAAUAUCAAUGAAGAAGAACUCGACGAUCAAGAUAUGAUGAUGCCUGUAGAAGACGAUAGUCUAGACCAAACAAAUUCGGAUUUUAGCGAUGGUUGA
Messenger RNA from Rotaria socialis, 1431 nucleotides. The record is from the annotation of a GenBank genome assembly. NCBI's taxonomy places the organism in Eukaryota, Metazoa, Rotifera, Eurotatoria, Philodinida, Philodinidae.